AUGACGACGACCAGCCGUUUGGACUCAUACUUAGCCGGAAUUGAUACAACAGAGAUUUCUGAAACAAUCCUGGACGCCAUCCGUGUCUGUCUUGCGAUGGGCUACCAGUACUUAUGGGUGGAUGCGCUGUGUAUUGUGCAAGACUGCGAGCCAGACAAGAUUGUCGAGCUAGGUAAGAUGGCUUCUAUUUACUCGGGAGCCAUCCUCACAAUAUGUGUCAUGUCGGCCAAAAGUGCGACGGAAGGCUUCUUACGACAGGCCUAUCCUAACUGCAGUGACCACCAGUCAAUACGCACAUGGCACGCAGAUAUACGCGACGAACUAAGCCAACUUGUGACGGGUUUCCUAGAAAUACGGAGUGAUUUCUCCGACGAUGACAUUUUUGACAGUCCAAUUCUGAAACGAGGCUGGACCUUCCAAGAGGCGCUUCUUAGUCCACGCCUUGUUAUGUUCUCUGCUCAUGGUCAGAGGCCUGCAUUGCGAUGCUCCACGCAUACUGUCCAAUCGGACGGUGGUCGGAUCACAGCGCACCCCAAAACUUUGGUGAACCUUGGGGAAGUGGAGCAAGUAGUUGAAAGGGCAAAGUCAGAAGAUAAAUAUUGGACAGAAUACUCUAUUCAAUCGGCCAAAGCCGAAGAAUGGGUCAAGGUUGUUCAACAAUAUUCUCGGAGAUCAUUGACAUUUUCGGAGGACAAGAUGCCCGCCCUCAUGGGCAUUGUGUCAGAGUGGGAGUCACUGUUUAUGCCGGCCUACGAGUCGUACGUUGCACCGUCAUGGUCCUGGGCGUCUCGUGCCCAUCCCGUCUAUUAUCAGAGCUUGGGAGAGAUAAAUACUUUUGAAGGCGAGCAUUCAUUUGAGGUCGUCUCGUGUGAGGUGAUUCCCGUUCACAAGGACCUGCCAAACGGCGCGAUCAAAUCGGCACAGUUGACUGUGAAGUGUAUCGCGGAGUUGGUUGACAUUGAGGGCAUCGAUUCAGAAAAUGUUUUCUGUAGAGCGUCAAGUGGGGAAGUGGACCUUGCAAUUGACGACAGUCCUAGGCCGCAGCAUCUCACAAAAGCCUGGCUUCUAUACAUUAACGAUGCGGAGCCGUAUAAUAACUCGCAUGGAAUUGGGAUAGCAGUUGUUGAAGCCGACAUCACUGAUGCUGAUGGCACUAAGUUAUACAAGCGAACUCAUCGUAUAUCAGACCUUUCCAUUGGGAUCAUUUCCCUUUUCUCCGGGGCGGCUAACAGCCUUGCCCCUCGUUGGCCGAGUAUUGAUUACAACAACUUGACUGUCGCUUUAGUUCGAGCACCUCCCGUCAAUUGGCCCCUGCCCUUGAUGAACAAGGAUUGGACUGAUGUUGAAUUCGACUUGGACGGCUCCGUCGAGAAAGGCGUCGGUUUGAUCAAGCAGGCCGCUGACAAUGGUGCCAAUCUUAUUGUUUUUCCUGAGCUAUGGUUUCCUGGUUACCCUAAAGGAAUUGCAGAUAAUGUCUCAAUCGCAAACCACCUCAAAAACUACUACGAUAACUCUCUAGUUGAAGGAAGUUCACAGUGGAAUAAGCUUCUUUCAGCUGCGAAAGAGAAUCAUAUUUACGUUGUUCCCGCGUUCUCUCACCGUCAGGGUGAUUACAUCUACAUGGCACAGGCGUUGAUUUCUCCUGCUGGUGAGACAAUUUUACUUCGUCAUAAGCUUAGGCCAUCUGGCGGGGAGCGAGAGAUCUGGUCUGACGGCACCAUUGAGGAACUGAAGGUGGUCGCAACCCCUUACGGUCGUUGGGGGUUGCUAGAAUGCUGGGAGCAUUUCCAUCCUGCCAUGACAUAUAAUGUUCAGUCGCAAGUUGAGAAUUUGCAUAUCGCCUCAUUCCCAUACAUGCCGGACAGUGGGAACUCUGAAGCAGCAUAUUGGGAGUCUCUUGAUGUCAACGUGGCAGCUACCCGAACUUACGCUGUCAACUCACAAGCUCCAGUAGCUAUGGCUGCGGUGGGAAACGUGCGUUUCAUUGAUGGGUUUGGUAUUGACUUAGAGGUAAUAGAAGCCUCUGCGUCGUUUGAUAAAGUCCCAUUGGCGUACACAUCUUUUAAUACUACGGGACUCGGAAGUACCGUUCCGUAUGACACUGAUGGAGAGCAGUCGUGGGGAAUCCUGCAGCAGAUCAAUGCUGGUUUCCCCAGCUACAUUCCCCAAGUGAUUGGAAGCUAUGUACAGCAUCAUAUAGUGUCUAUCUCCGCUCUUCUUGCGAGUUCCAAGCAAUAA
Molecule: messenger RNA, 2238 nt
Organism: Aspergillus welwitschiae
Lineage: Eukaryota; Fungi; Ascomycota; Eurotiomycetes; Eurotiales; Aspergillaceae
Product: carbon-nitrogen hydrolase
Exons: 5
Coding region: 1-2238 (745 amino acids)
Source: RefSeq, a predicted model, not a curated record